Molecule: messenger RNA, 945 nt
Organism: Seminavis robusta
Lineage: Eukaryota; Bacillariophyta; Bacillariophyceae; Naviculales; Naviculaceae
Source: the annotation of a GenBank genome assembly
AUGAACUUUCGGGUCUGUUCUUCCUUGAUGUUGGUAUGGCUGAAUGGGGCCACUGCAUUUGUCCUGCAACCCCAGCAGCAAGCCACCAGUCUGACACAGCAACAAGCUAGAAGACCUGCUGCCGCAUCGAAUAGAGUUGAUUUGUGGAAACUCUAUGCAUCUACCAAGGACGGAGAUGAUGCGCCACCUGAAAUUCAGCCGCUCACAACAUCCUUUGAUGAUGCAGGGAGUGCCAUCAUUGAUGAAGAAGAUGAAGAACGAAUGAAGUCCAUGGGUGAUUUCGAUACCACUUCUGGUUCCCAAGAAAACAUUCAAAACAUGAGAGCUGCCAUUCAGGAGCGAGCAAAAUCGCUGGGAUAUGAAAAGUCCAAAGUCAGUCAACAAUACAUUGAACAGGCACAAGCACGAGCAAGAAACCAGGCUGCCAACAGAGCCGCGGGAGGUGGAUCUAACUUGGAUUUGAGUCAAAUCUCAACAGGAGAUGAACCAAAGAAAAAGAGCGAUUGGGAUGAAAGCAUGCCAGCUAUGAUGUACGAUCCUGCCGAUGAAUUGACGGAGGAAGAACAGAAGGAAGCCGACAAGGUGGGACAACUGCCCAUUUGGCAACAAUUCAUGGAAGAAGUACAGGCAUCUCAGUGGCCCGAUCUAGGAUCUGUCAUUCGAGAAAUGGGAGUCAUCGCUGCCGUCGUCGUGGUCACGGCCGCACUCAUCAUCAAUUGGGAUGGAUUCUUGCGAACUUUUUACACAGAUCUAGGCUUGAUCCCUUCCCCCGAACAAACAAACGAACAAGUCCUAGAUGUGGAUCUCAUCCCAGAAGGAUUCACCAACAAUAUGAAUGAAGACGAUCUGGCCAAGAUUACGCAAGAAAUGAACGCCCGUGGAUCCAAGAGUCCGUCAGUAGAGAAACUGCUCGAUUCGGCAUCGCCGCUAAACCCAGAUUUAUAG